This is a messenger RNA of Bombus pascuorum, 1396 nucleotides long. Its product is annotated as inosine-uridine preferring nucleoside hydrolase-like. The record is from RefSeq and is a predicted model, not a curated record. NCBI's taxonomy places the organism in Eukaryota, Metazoa, Arthropoda, Insecta, Hymenoptera, Apidae. The coding region runs from base 217 to 1185 and encodes 322 amino acids. The transcript is spliced from 4 exons. Gene Ontology annotation, molecular function: hydrolase activity, hydrolyzing N-glycosyl compounds.
AAAUCAAAUUUUAAAGUGUGCUUAAUGAGAUUAAAAUUAAUGUUUGUUACAAGCACCUACGAUAAGAAAUUAAAAUAUUUAACACCUGUACAUAAUAAUUCAAUUUAAUAUACAUUUAUUUUCAUUAUAACAAGUAAAAUAUCUGUAAACCAUAAAGUAGUAAACUAGUAAGUUCUUUAUGUUAUAAAAUAAAAAGUAAAAUAUUCUUCAAUUAAGAUGGCAGAAACCAAAGUUAUCAUUGAUUGUGAUGCUGGUAUAGAUGAUGCACUAGCAUUAAUAAUAUUAAUUGCUGCUCAUAAACAGAAGAAAAUUCAGAUUGAAGCAAUUACUUGUGUUAAUGGUAAUACAACUGUAGACAAUGUGGUAAAAAAUGUAUUUAGAACUUUAGAUGUUUGUAAGGCAACAGAUAUACCAGUUUAUCAAGGAGCAUAUGCACCUUUACUUUGCAUUAAAAAUGCAGUUCAAGAUCAUUAUCAUGGCAUUGAUGGAUUUGGAGAUGUAUAUAAUACCCAGAUAGAUACAAGUAAAUUAGAACACGAACAUGCUGCAUAUGCAUUAAAUAAGAUUGUAUCAAAACAUCCCAAUGAAGUGAAUAUCUUAUGUAUAGGACCAUUAACAAACAUAGCAUUGGCUAUAAAAAUGUACCCCCAAUUUGUGGACCAUGUUAAAGAAUUUUACAUUAUGGGAGGAAAUGCAACAGCACAAGGAAAUAUUACACCUCAAGCAGAAUUUAAUUUUUACAUGGAUCCAGAAAGUGUACAUAUAGUAUUUAAUAAUAAUAAAAAACCUUUGAGGCUGUUACCAUGGGAAACGUGUUUAAAAUCUUGUAUUUCGCAUGAAUGGCGGAGAGACAUAUUAGGUAAAAUGGAUAAACCUUGCAUUCAGCUUAUGAAUGAUAUUGAAUAUGCACAUCAAAAGACAAGAAAAAGACAAUUUCCUAAUUAUAUUACAUGUGAUGCAAUUCUAGCUGCAAUAUUAUUAAAGCCAGAAAUUGCUCAAAAUGUAGUGCCAUAUCAUGCUGAUAUUGAAUUAAAUGGUACUAGAACACGAGGUCAAGUUGUACUUGAUCAUUUAUUGUCAAAUGAACCUAAUGUACUCCUAAUUCAAAAUUUUGAUUCAGAAAGUUUUAAAAAACUUUUAAUAUUUUCUAUAGAUAACUUAGAUUAUAAUACGACAAAUAUAUAAUAAAGUUAAAACUACAAUAUGUACAUGAAUAAUAUUUUGCGCAUAUAUAUGUAUUUUUAUAUUUGGUUUGUUAUUAUAUGGAAACACAAGAAUGAUUUUAUAUAUUACUCAAAUUCUAAUAGGAAUGUUCCCAAUUUUUAAAUAUUUAAAUAAUACCAUAUUGUACUAUAAAACAGUAAAAAAUAUAAUGUCAUACUGUUUUAUUAUUCAA